This is a messenger RNA of Anolis carolinensis (green anole), 2777 nucleotides long. RefSeq names its product zinc finger protein 664-like. The coding region runs from base 2154 to 2777 and encodes 207 amino acids. NCBI's taxonomy places the organism in Eukaryota, Metazoa, Chordata, Lepidosauria, Squamata, Anolidae. The record is from RefSeq and is a predicted model, not a curated record. The transcript is spliced from 2 exons.
UCAUUCUUUUCCUCGUGAGCAGUUUUAUGGUGUUGUAGAUUAGUUAAAUUAGCCUCCCGCAUAAAGCGUACCUAAAUUUUCCCUACUUGACAGAUGCAACUGUCUUUCUACACUGUGCUUCUGCAUCCCAAUCUCUGUUUUUGUGGUCUCAGUGUAGAAGUUAAUAUUUUUCUUUUUCUCUCUCUUUGCAUUUGUUCUGCCUGAGAUUACAUACCUUUGUGGUAUAGGUCUUGUAAUAAUACAAUAUGUCUGUGGCCUAAUGUGCUCUCAAUGUCUCCAGGUGUGAUGCCUCAUGGGCCUUGUAGUCCUGCUCAUAGUGCAAUCGUGACAGAUGAAGACGAAAACAUGGGUUUUUCACCGGUUCAACAAGAGCCGGAAUCUUUCCAGCUGCCGGAUGUUUUCGCCCAAGAACCCAGUAAAACAGACCUUGGGCAUUCCUCACCCCCGUUCCCUAGGAGACAGUCCUAUUCUGCAGACAGGGGAGUGAGAGAACAGACUCGCAGGAGCUUACGGAUUGCAGCUAAACAACAGGCUGAUUAGCCAUGCUUCCCUUGGGAAAUUCUAAGGAGUUUCACAUCUGGACAAAAUUGGGUUUCGUUUCCCGUUCUCUAGGGAAAGAGGUCGUUGGCGGGAAAACGAGACCCUAAUAUAGGUGCCUGGCACGUUAGAAUUGUUGCGGAGUCAACAGAGCAGCUCCAGAAGCAACUUCGUGUUUCCAGCCUUGUGUGGACUUCGCAAAGUCCGCAACCCCAGUUCCUUGCCUUCCGGAUCAAGUAUUCAAGAUUUGUCUAGCCUUGUUUUUAGCCACGGACCUUGUUCUUAGAAUCUCUGUUUCGCCUUGUUCCUAGUCACGGACCUUUUUUUAAAAUAUUUUUUAUUGUUAUUAUUGAAAAAAAGUUACAAUUAUAUAAACAUGUUCUAUACAUUUCCCCCUCUUUUAUUUACAUCCACCCCUGUGCUCCCCUUCCCCAGAGCCAUCUCUUCUUCUGUAGUCCCACCAAAAGUUCAAUUCUUCAUUUGGAGGUAAAUUCCCAUCUUCUUUUUCCAAUAAUUUUUCUAGAAAUUUUCUCCAAAUACUUUCAAAAUCAUUUUUUUCCCAUAAUCCCUUCUUUACUUUUAAAUUUGAUGUUAGCUUGUCAUUCAGUGCCAUUCGCCAAACUUCUUUAUACCAUUCACGGACCUUGUUUAAAGAUUCAAGUUUGUUUCCAGCCUUGUUCUCAAGCUACCUUGGACUUCAAAGACUCUGGGCAUUUUCCCCACACUAUUGCUUGGCAAUAGUGUGUGUUUCGGUUAUUGGAUUAAAAACUUUGAACUCUAAUAUCAUUUAUUGGACAAUACAUUUUUGGACUAUAUUUGACCUCAUUUGAUAGGUCUGCUUCUGAACUAUACUCUUCACUUGUUUUUAUUACUUUUAUAUAUUUACUUAAUAAAGAUAUUAGAUAGAUAUUGGUCUCUGCGUCAGGUUCUUGGUGCUCCGUUGCCUCGGGCGUGACACCAAGUGCCUUGCUUUAGAAAUGUUGGACAGGGAUCAUGCUGCAGGGAUAGAGACGAUCAGGAAAAUGCUUUCCAACCUUAGCCCCUUUCUGUGGUGACCAUACUGUUAGAGGUCUUCAUUUACAAAGGUUGGAUUAGAAGCUUAACCAAUUGUAGAGCAAGAAAUCUCAUUCACAGAAUCUUGGGCCACAAUCCCCUUUGUAUCUGAGCAGGGAUUUCUCUUUGUUUGGCAAUUGGCUCUCUGAGUUGGGCUAGUCAUUUCCCCUUCUUCUCCUGCAUUUGCUACAGCACUAGGCUAUUGUUUUUCAUGUCCAGUGAGAUCUUUCUUUGCUCCACUCCUGAUGAGAUUUUCCUCUCAUUUGUCUGGCAGGUAACCUCUGAAUGUACCUUCUGAAGAACACUUUGCCCCUUUUUAGGACUGAAAUGAAAGUACACAGCACUGACAAGAACAAGAAAUAAGUUGGAGAAAUUAUAUUUCAACUACAUGCCUGUGUAUUCAAGGAGGAAAGGAAUGAUUGUGCUGUAAGAAGAGGGGCUUGGUAAAGAGGAAAGAAGACUACAGCAAUCAAUACAAAGACUCAAAAGAGGAAAUCUUAUCCUGUUCUGGAGUACAUAAUUGUCAACUUCUGGCAUAAUAUUUGAAUCAUAAAUAUAAAAGAAUGGAAAAUCUUGAUUCCUUGUCAAAAUCACACACAGGGGUGAAGCUACAUAAUUGUAUGGACUGUGGGAAAUGUUUCAUUGGGAGGAGCUCCCUUAAUAAACAUCAACAAACUCACACUGGGAAGAAGCCACAUAAAUGCAUGGAAUGUGGAAAGAGCUUCACUCAGAGUGCACAUCUGAAUAUCCAUCCAAGGACCCACACAGGGGAGAAGCCACAUAAAUGCAUGGAAUGUGGAAAAAACUUCAGUGAGAGUGGAAGUCUGCGUAUCCAUCAAAGGACCCACACAGGAGAGAAGCCAUAUAAAUGCAUGGAAUGUGGAAAGAGUUUCAGUAGGAGUGCACAUCUGAAUAUCCAUCAAAGGACCCACACAGGGGAGAAGCCACAUAAAUGUGUGGAAUGUGGAAAGAGCUUCAGUGAGAGUGGAAAGCUGCGUAUCCAUCAAAGGACCCACACAGGGGACAAGCCACAUAAAUGCAUGGACUGUGGAAAGAGCUUCAGUGAUGGUGUGAAUCUCCGUACCCAUCAAAGGACCCACACAGGGGAGAAGCCACAUAACUGCAUGGAAUGUGGAAAGAGCUUCAGGCGAACGCCCCCGCCCCCCGCUCCGCCCUUCUGCCGUUAA